ACAUCAAAAUUAAAUAGAAUAAUUGGAGUGAUGGAAUAAAUAUAGGAGUGAAUUAGAAGGUACCCAAAAACAGAGAGUCUAGGCAUCAACAAGUGUGAUACAAGGUAACACAUUUACAUAAAGAAAAAAAGGUGAACUUUCCAUGAUUUUUUCUCUUUCUUUUUUUCACUUUGGACUACUCAACUGAGGGUGGAAAUCCCAAAGACCAAAACUCCAUUGUGUCCAAAAGACUUGACUGUUAACAACAAAGCUCAAACAACUCCCAACAGCAGCAAUGUUCUGUUAGUUUUGAGUUGUUGGCCAAUCUAUUCACCCAAGGCACCAACCUUUCCAAACCCCCCCAAGCUACCAUAAAAAAGAAGUGGGAGAGAGACCUAUUAAAGAAAAUUAGGAAUGGGAGGAAACUUCAAUACCUUCUACAUUUCUUUCAUAUACAAGGUAUAGGUGAAGCAUCCAUUUCGCCUGCAUCAACAUUUCAGUGGAGAGGCCUUCAAUUCCAAUGGAGAGAACAGGGAGGAUUAUGAGAAGAUCAGUCUAUACUUUUCUUCAACAGUAUCAGUUCUUCACCUCAACUGCAGCCCUUCUUGUGCUCCCCUUCUCUGCCUCUAUUCUCCUCUCACAAGCCUUCCUACCCUUCUCCUCGCCUCUCCUACCGGUGAUUCAUGAUCGGUUGCAGUUUCUUUUUAAGGCUGCAGGGUUCCCUCCUUCAUCCCAAUUCUUCACCAUUCUCAAUCUGAAACUCUCUCAAACCAUUUCUUCCUCCAUUUUCACUCUCCCAUUCACCAUAUCUUUCCUUCUCAUUGGGAAAGCAUGUAUAAUUCAGGCUCUCAAUCACAAUAAACCGGGUUUUCCACCUUCCUUUUCUUCUUUCAUAUCCCUUUACUGCCCCCUCCUCAUCACCUAUAUUUGGAACUCAUUAUUGAUCCUUUCUGCAAACGCCACAGCCUUUUCUGUUCUCUUCAUCGCCUUCAAUUGUCUGGAAGGAUUGGGAUACUCUUCUCCCAACUUCGUCCCCUUCCUCUCAGCUGCAGCAGCCAUCCUCUACUCCAUCAUUCUGGCCAAUUCUCUCAUAAUUUGCAACUUGGCAUUGGUAUUAUCAGGGAUGGAGAGGUGUGGAGGAUAUAUUGCAAUUCUCAAGGCCUGUGUCAUGAUUCGAGGAAGAACAUCAACUGCAUUAUCAUUAGCUCUGCCAAUUAAUCUGGCCUUGGCUGCAGUUGAAGCACUGUUCCAAUACCGGGUUGUAAGAGCUUAUCAUAUUUCUGGGAAGCCCAGAUCUUCCAUCGCUUUAGAGGGGCUGUUCAUCGCUUACAUGUACUCCAUCCUUGUAGUGCUUGAUACUAUUGUGAGUUGCAUAUUCUUCAAAAGAUGUAAGAGAGGUUGCUGGACAGAUCAGGAUGGUACACACUCUUACCGCAUUGAAAUUGCAGAAGAGGGUGGUAAAGCUUUCGAAAACACAAGAAUUUCAGAGGAACUUCCAUGAAUUGCUGUGUCAGAAGACAGAAAUCCACAGGCCAGGUAUUUGGUUAUUGAACCUUCAAAGAGAAGGCUACACAAACCUAUACAAAUAAAUACAGGUUUCUGCAAAAUUAGUUUCCGUUGCUUGAGGGGAAGCCCUGCAACUUCACCACACAAAGAUCCCAGUCGGAGGAGCUUGAAGAAAAUUGGAAAAUGUAAGCCAAUUUCCCACCCAGAUUAAAAUUCUAGGGUGGCAUGGCCUAUAAAGUGUGAAUGGAACUUGCAAAGGCUUUUGUUAAUCAUCUUGAUUUGGGGUUUGUUAUGUUGCCACAUGUAAUAGUGAAAAUGGCAAGAAUGUAAAAAAACCACAUAGUAUAUCAACACAAAAGUGAUCAAGAAAUGUCAGGUCCCUGAUA
Molecule: messenger RNA, 1871 nt
Organism: Vitis vinifera (wine grape)
Lineage: Eukaryota; Viridiplantae; Streptophyta; Magnoliopsida; Vitales; Vitaceae
Exons: 1
Coding region: 500-1480 (326 amino acids)
Source: RefSeq, a predicted model, not a curated record